This is a messenger RNA of Pollicipes pollicipes, 2561 nucleotides long. RefSeq names its product aminomethyltransferase, mitochondrial. The record is from RefSeq and is a predicted model, not a curated record. NCBI's taxonomy places the organism in Eukaryota, Metazoa, Arthropoda, Thecostraca, Pollicipedomorpha, Pollicipedidae. Gene Ontology annotation, molecular function: protein binding; aminomethyltransferase activity. The transcript is spliced from 4 exons. Gene Ontology annotation, cellular component: glycine cleavage complex; mitochondrion. Gene Ontology annotation, biological process: glycine catabolic process. Bases 94 to 1284 code for a protein of 396 amino acids.
CUUGCAUUGUUUCGUGUGUGUAGUGACGUGCCGAGGAUUAUUUACGUUGCCGCUGUUUGUUUAGCGCCCGGGCGGCGUGGCUUGUGAGGCAAGAUGCUGACACUGUUGGGGCGCAGCAGUUUGAGCUUGGUAGCCAGGAAUUUUGGAGCCGCUCUACGACAACUGCAUCACACUCCUUUGUAUGACUUUCAUGUGGCUCAUAAUGGCAAGAUGGUGGAAUUUGCUGGCUAUUCUCUCCCUGUGCUUUAUGGCAAGGAGGGAAUCAUCCAGAGCCACAUGCAUACUCGCACUGCAUGUAGCAUGUUUGAUGUCUCCCACAUGCUUCAGGUGCACAUUCAUGGGAAGGACGCUGUGGCAAUGAUGGAGUCGCUGGCGGUGGCGGACGUGGUUGGGCUACCACCGGGCUGCGGCACGCUCUCGCUGUUUACCACCGAGACGGGUGGCAUCAUCGACGAUCUGAUCGUGACACGUACGGCCGCCGGCCCGCUCUACGUGGUCUCCAACGCCGGCUGCCGGCACAAGGACCUGCCCCUGAUGGAGGGGCGCGCCGCCGAGCUGCGGGCCCAGGGCCGCGACGUGUCCGUGGAGGUGUUGGAGAGGGGUCUGCUCGCUGUGCAGGGGCCGGCCACGGCCCGCCUGCUGCAGCCGCUCACCUCGCUCGACCUGACCCGGCUGACGUUCAUGACCUCGGCGCCGGCUGACGUGUGCGGUGUGCCCUGCCAUGUCACGCGCUGCGGCUACACCGGCGAGGACGGCGUCGAGAUUUCGGCGCCGGCCGCGCGUACCGCCGAGCUGGCCGAGAGCUUGCUGACAUCUGGCGGCGGGACGCUGAAGCUGGCCGGUCUGGGCGCGCGCGACUCGCUCCGCCUCGAGGCCGGCCUCUGUCUGUACGGCAACGACAUCGAUGAGGCGACCUCGCCGGUGGAAGCCGGCCUGGCCUGGACCGUGGCCAAGCGGCGCCGCGCCGCACGCGACUUCCCCGGCGCCGAGACGAUCCUGGCGCAGCUGCGCGACAAGCCGGCGCGCCGCCGCGUCGGGCUCGUCUCAGAGGGGGCUCCAGCGCGCGCGCAGGCACACAUUCUGGAUGCCGAGGGACGGCAGGUGGGCUCUGUGACCAGCGGCUGCCCGUCUCCGGCGCUCAAGCACAAUGUGGCGAUGGGCUACGUGGAGGCAGCGCACGCCAAGGUGGGCACCGAGCUGCUGCUGGAGGUGCGCAAACAGCGUGUGCCGGCGCACGUCGUCAAGAUGCCAUUCGUUCCCAGUCGGUACUACACGCACGCCUAGAGAGACCUCGGCUGCACGCCCGGCGGAAGUCAGCUGCGGGAAGGUGGGGCACUAGGGCUGUGGUUACGUGGGCUGGGAGGAAUAGCUAAGCACUGUGGUGGUCGCCUAGUGGACGAUGGUGGAUGAUACGCUCGGUGCAGUUAUGGUGCCACAUAACGGGUGCGCUGGGGCAAGCACACGUGCUGUGCUGAGUCUGCAAUGGCGCAUUCUAGUAUGUAGGGUCACUGCUUCCUGCCAGUGCUGCAGGUGUCUUGGACAUCCUAGUUCCAGCACCUGCCUGCUCGGAAUAUCUAAACGAUGCUGUACUGUCGUCCUAUUUGGUAAGAGCGCCGGUGGUGCGGCAGGUCUUUCGUACGAGCACCGGUGGUGCGGGGGUCUGGUACGAGCACUGGUGAUGCGGUGGAUCUUUGAUAGACCUGUAGGUGGCGACGCGGCCUCGUUCAGCCCGGUCGGCCGGCGCGUGAACCUGCUGCAGGGGCUUGCCAGCAGCAUCGGGGGCUGGUGUGGUCCGGGCUGGUUUCCCCCGGUCCACCGAUGACGGUUGUUGAUAGUGCUAUUGCGGGGUCGAUUAACCACUGUGUGCUGUAUAGGGGGAACUGUUACGGCACGCCUCAAAAAGGUAAAAACCUUCCCAAGGCACACUACCGGGCUCGGAUAGUGAAGCAGCGGGUGCUAUUACGGGAAACAUAGCUAGUCAGAAAUGGGCUUACAUGAAUGGAUUAUCUGUUUGUUUUACAUGCGAAAUACUCACUUGAUCGUGCCUCUGUAUUUUUACGUGUGUUUCAUGUGGUGAUAGAGGAAUCUCAAGGUCAGCUUUUCUUGAAUAUGUCGAUGUUACAUGACCCCCAGGAUCCUUGUUAGUUGGAAAUUAACGAGACUGUUGACGAUGGGUAUUUCGAAGCAAACCUCGCUUCCGUGCUGUGAGACUGCCUCGAAUCAGAUGGCAUUGAAUCCCUUUGUGUGUGAUGGUUUUGUGCAAUAUGUGGUAAGCUAGCUCACUCGGCCAGAGGCCGCGAUUCGUCAGCAGUUAAUUUUGAUAUGUUGUGUAGAAUUAUGCGAGUGUGUCGGGAAACCAUUGUAAAACGGCGAGAAUUCAGCUCAUGCUGCGCGUCAGGCAUGCGUCUAUGGCGUUGAGGCGUGGAAACUAAAGAACGUUUCGUAAUGUUCAGUUAUCCCUACCAACCAUCGUCAACGCUUUGUAACAUGGAUGCGUUUCAGAAGUGCUCGAUGGAGGCGGGGCCUUACACUGUUGUGUUUUGGUUACAAUAUGAGAACCA